Messenger RNA from Colias croceus (clouded yellow), 2319 nucleotides. RefSeq names its product lysosome membrane protein 2-like. Bases 151 to 1854 code for a protein of 567 amino acids. Gene Ontology annotation, cellular component: cytoplasm; membrane. The record is from RefSeq and is a predicted model, not a curated record. The transcript has 12 exons. Gene Ontology annotation, molecular function: scavenger receptor activity. Lineage: Eukaryota; Metazoa; Arthropoda; Insecta; Lepidoptera; Pieridae.
GCGACGAGCGCGCGCGUGAAAAGGCGCGCAAAUUGACGUUUAUAUUUUUUAAAUACUUUUUUUUUAAUUGCGCGUGCCAUGAUUCUGGAAAAACGUAGUGUUUGUUUGUGAGUGUUUUGUUUUUUUUUUAAGUGCUGGCAGUUUUAAUAAAUGGAAAACAAAUCCAACAUGGCAGAUGACAUACCAACUGUCAACUUGGAUGACACAUCAUCAGCCAAGACAGACUCGCCACCAGACAGCAAUAGAGACUCGCUAAAUAGUCUGUUACAUAAGACCAAAGACAAGAAUGAGAACUGCAUAGACGACUGCGAUCUAGGGAAGCAGUGCUCUAUGAUAUGUACGGAUAAUUCAAAUGAUUCGAAGGCGCGGAAUGCGUUUUGUUGCAGUUCCAUGGGCCAAUCAGUAUGGGGCGUAAUUCUAAUGAUAAUGUCAAUUAGUGGUUUUAUUUAUUUUAAUCCCACCGACAUCAUGUUAUGGGAAAAACUGAAUAUGCGACCUGGUCUCCCGCCGUACGAGUGGUGGUCUGAUCCACCAGACCAAGUGCGUAUGAGGGUGUACGUUUUCAAUAUAACGAACCAUGAUCGAUUUCUGGCGGGUCUGGAUGAAAAAAUCAACGUAAAAGAAAUAGGACCAAUUACGUAUUUAGAAAAAUUAUUACAUUCCAAAAUACGUUUUAACGAAAACGGAACCAUGACAUACGAAGCGAGGAGGUUUUUGAUCUAUCUUCCAGACGAAAACACCAUCAAUAUGAACACAACAAUUAUUGUUCCUAAUUUGGCUUUGUUGGGUAUAGCAUCCCGCCUCCACGACGCAAACUAUUUCGUGCGUACGGGUUUCAACAUAUUAGUAAAUUCACAUAAUUCACAGUGGUUCGUCAAAAGAAGUGUAUAUCAGUACUUAUGGGACUAUAGAGAAGGUAUUUUGGAGACUACGAAGAAUAUAGCGCCUCAAAUGGUGCCUACUACUAAUAUGGGCAUGUUGCAUAGUAUAUACAAAGACUUCGUGGAUAACGUGACAGUUAAAAUAGGCCCUGAAUGGGGACACGAAAACUUCUUUAAAAUAGAUAAAUAUGGAGGAAGGGAACAGUUGAAAGGCUACGAUUUAGAGACUUGUAAUGAACGCCUGACCGGAUCAACAGAGGGCGUCCUUUAUCACCAACAUUUGAAAAAAGAUGAUGUUCUAUAUUAUUUGAGAAAAACCAUUUGUCGAACUAUGCCUUUGUAUUUUGAUCAGGAAAUAACAAUAGACGAUGUACCAGCAUAUCGAUAUAAUUUAUCUGAAAAAGCAUUCGAUCGCAUCAAAAACGAUACGGACUGUUAUGAUAUGGAGCCUUCGCUACCAGACGGACUGAGUGACACUUCUAAAUGUUAUGAUGGUUUACCGUUAGUAGCGUCAUAUCCACAUUUCUACACGAGCACUAAACCAGAAGAGUAUGUGACCGGCUUGGAGCCAAGUAGAGAGAAACACAAUUCAUUUGUUGUUGUUGAACCGUUAAGUGGUACACCGUUCAGGGCUGUCGCUCGAAUGCAGUGUAACAUGAAAGUGUCAAAUUUAUCCGACUUCAAUAUAAAACCGUAUGAUCGCUUCUCAAACCUUGUAAUACCCGUUGGAUGGAUUGAAUAUAGUCAAGAAGGUCUGCCACCAAUCAUAAAGAACACGAUUUACUUCAUGGUGGUAAUUCUACCACCAUUAUCAACUGCUUUUAUUUGUACUACACUAUUAGUAGGAUUUUGUUUAAUAAUAAAACAAAUUUAUCGUGCUAAAAGAGAUUUAUUUAACCGUAAAAUCGACAGAUUGACAAAUAAUAAAGUGCUUUCAUUUGAAACAGAAACAUUUAUUAAAGUGCCUAGUUAACAUUUUUGAAAAUAACCGUAAAUAAAUAUUUUGUACGAACUUAAUUUGGUCGGAUAAUAUUAGCGCUCUGUGGCCGUAUUACCUCUCAUUUCCAGACAGUUUACGCCGUGAAUUGAACUGACUGGCAAAUUCUAUAUUAUUCCAUAUUAUUCUGUGAAUUUGCCAGUCAGUUCAAUUCACGGCGUAAACUGUCUGGAAAUAAGAAGUCUACGACCCCAGAAUCGAAUUAUUUGACAGCUACCAAAAAGUAAUAAUUAAUAACUGUCAAAAAAUGACUCAAUUUUUGUUCGUAGAGAACUGCUUUGUUAAUGGAUAAUAAUGGGGAUUUAUUUAAAUAAGACUGAAGAAUGUUGAUCAUAAGGGUACAAUGUUAUGUGCAUUUUUUUAAGUUUUUGGGUUCAUUUUGUAUAUUGUUUCGUAUUUAGCUAAAUAAUUUUUAAUUUUUAUGCUAUGCUAUGUAUACGU